GCUUGUUAGUGCUCACGCCCGUACCUGUACCUGUAACACCUGUCACACACAUUUGUCAGCAGGUGCACGGCGUAGGACACUACUACCACCCCACUUGGAGCCUUUCAGGAUAGUAAAGCAACACCAGGCGGCGCGAUAAGAACCAGUGGAAAAGAAGCAGGCGGCGCAGAAACUCGGCAAGAAACAUGGCGAACGUGGCCGACGACAAAGCAUCUGUGUUGCGUACCACCAAAGUCAGGACCAAGCUGAAGGGCGAUGGCAGCUGGUUGAACCGCAACAGUGACACGGAAGAGACAACUGAAGAGAAGCCAUGGUUGGCAGAAAUAAGGGCCAGACGUGAAAAUGGAGAAUCAAGUCCGGUGUCUUCGCCCACUUCUUCUCCGCUGCCCAAGCCUGACAGUGAUAAACUACCCACUUCAGGAUUUAAGAUUAGGGGUGUUUUCAACCAAGUAGACAAGUCUUCUACAUCUUCAACGUCCAAUGGCAUCAGCAGUGACACAUCACACAUCACCAAAAUAUCCUCGGACAGCUACAAGAAGAUUGCGCCUCACACGGUGAAGCCCCCUGCCGAGAAUGCGAACAGCACGAUUAGCAGUGAGGAGCAGGAUAAACGCACGACGGCAGCCAGCAAAGCCCUGCCCAAAACUGCAGCCAGGGAGCGGUCUUACGUGCUCUCUGCUGCAAAGAAAUUCGAGUCUCAAGAACAAGCAGCUGACAAGUCCGUGGACGACGACACUACAUCAUUUGUGGCUAAAAGAGUGAAAGUUACAGAAGAGGCUUCUUCAAAUCCACCGCCUCGCCGUUCUGCGCUCCUCUCCCCCGUUGCUCCGGUGCCGGAACCUAAACCACUAAACAGAGUCGGCGAUGGUGUCAAGAAAACCGUUGGUCAUGUCACUUUUAGUGAGACUACGAAGGUAGAGGAGGUGCCCCCUGACAGAGAACAUACCUUUCCUCCGCCUCCUCCUCCAGUGUUAGCCCCGACGAAGGACCUGAUGAAAGACAUGACACCAGAUCUGGAUGAUUCGGGAGAUGAUGACACGUAUUCGGUGUCAGUGCAUGAACAAGUAAAAAAAUUUACAUCAAAAUCACAACCUGAACGUGAACCAGAGCCGGAACCUUUUCAGAAUUCAAGCUCCAGAGUUGAAGCGCUCGCCGCCAUGUACGAAAAUCUCAUUCCAUCUGAAACAGAAACGAGCAGCUUGAAGGGUGGCGAGUGGGUGCUGGCAGGAAAAGAGAAGGACCAAGAGGAUGAUGACUCAGAAGAAGGAGAUGGACAGGAACCAACUGCAGGACUCAGCAACCAUAAAGCAACAACAGAGAAUCUCCGGGAUCUCUUUUCUGGCAAGGAGAAGGACGCCCUUAGCUCCCAUGUGACCACCACAGUGACUGAGUACAGCAAAAAGAAGGAUCCCCUGAGCUCCCAUGUGACCAGCACAGUAACUGAGUACAGUCGAGAAGAUUCUGCCCUGCCUGCUCCCCCCAGUCCUAAACGUUGGAGUAAAGAAGUGACAUUCGAAAGCAAAGAGAAGGACCCCCUGAGCUCCAAUGUGACCACCACAGUAACUGAGUACAGCCGAGAAGAUCGUACACUGCCUGUUCCCCCCAGCCCGGGACGUUUGAGUCAGGAUCUGCUCACUGAAAUAGAAAGUCGAGAAGAUCGUACACUGCCUGUUCCACCCAGUCCUAAACAAUGGCAGCAGGAUCUAAUCACUGAAAUAGAAAGUCGAGAAGAUCCUGCACUGCCUGUUCCCCCCAGUCCUAAACAAUGGCAGCAGGAUUUGCUCACUGAACUAGAAAGUCGAGAAGAUCGUGCACUGCCUGUUCCCCCCAGUCCUAAACGUUGGAGUCAGGAUCUACUCACUGAAAUAGAAAGUCGAGAAGAUCCUGCACUGCCUGUUCCCCCCAGUCCUAAAAAAUGGCAGCAGGAUUUGCUCACUGAAAUAGAAAGUCGAAAAGAUCCUGCACUGCCUGUUCCCCCCAGUCCUAAACGUUGGAGUCAGGAUCUGCUCACUGAAAUAGAAAGUCGAGAAGAUCCUGCACUGCCUGUUCCCCCCAGUCCGGGACGUUUGAGUCAGGGUUUGCUCACUGAACUAGAAAGUCGAGAAGAUCGUGCACUGCCUGUUCCACCCAGUCCGGGACGUUUGAGUCAGGAUCUGCUCACUGAAAUAGAAAGUCGAGAAGAUCCUGCACUGCCUGUUCCCCCCAGUCCGGGACGUUUGAGUCAGGAUCUACUCACUGAAAUAGAAAGCCGAGAAGAUCGUACACUGCCUGUUCCCCCCAGUCCGGGACGUUUGAGUCAGGAUUGGCUCACUGAAAUAGAAAGCCGAGAAGAUCGUACACUGCCUGUUCCCCCCAGUCCGGGACGUUUGAGUCAGGAUUGGCUCACUGAAAUAGAAAGUCGAGAAGAUCCUGCACUGCCUGUUCCCCCCAGUCCGGGACGUUUGAGUCAGGAUCUGCUCACUGAACUAGAAAGUAGAGAAGAUCCCGCACUGCCUGUUCCCCCCAGUCCGGGACGUUUGAGUCAGGAUCUGCUCACUGAACUAGAAAGUCGAGAAGAUCCUGCACUCCCUGUUCCCCCCAGUCCUAAACGUUUGAGUCAGGAUUGGCUCACUGAAAUAGAAAGCAAGGAGAAGGACCCCAUGAGCUCCCAUGUGACCACCACAGUAACUGAGUACAGUCGAGAAGAACCUGCACUGCCUGUUCCCCCCAGUCCGGGACGUUUAAGGCAGGAUCUGCUCACUGAACUAGAAAGCAAAGAGAAGGACCCCCUGAGCUCCCAUGUGACCACCACAGUAACUGAGUACAGCAAGGAGAAGGAUCCCCUGAGCUCCUAUGGAACCACCACAGUAACUGAGUACAGUCGAGAAGAACCUGCACUGCCUUCUCCCCGCAGUCCUAAACGUUGGAGUAAGGAUCGGCUCACUGAACUAGAAAGCCCCACAAAGACUCACUCCGAUUUUACUGUAACCACUGAAACUGUAACCACCAGUAUUGACAGUGAGGAGAAGGACCCCUUGAGCUCCCGUUCGACCACCACAGUGACUAAGUUCAGCUCGGCUGAUGCAUAUGAUCCGUAUCCGAUAGGGACCACAUCCCGAAACAGCUCCUCUGACCUGCUGAAGCCCAUCUCAGAUCUUUCCAUCAACAGUUCGUCGACCUCUUUCACGGAGAAGAAAGAUCCAGAGAUCAUGAUGAGCGGUAAGGCCACGGUGUCUUUUGCUGAUGACAUCACCCCCUUUGACACCCAUGCCACAAGCCUCAGCACUCACCGGUCGUGGGCGCGCAAGUGGGAAACCACAACCCCUCUGCAGACCCACAUAGAGGAGAGCAGAGAGGAUCUAGCAGAGGCCGGAGAGGAGGACCAACAGACUUUGGUUACGUUUGAGAGGAAGUCCAAAGAAGAUGACUCUCCAUGGGACAAGUGGACGUCUCCAUCUGUGUAUACUCUCACAACCACCACAGAGGAGGAAGAGGAAGAGGAGAGGUAUCCAUCUUCUCAAAGCCUGGAGGACUCACAAGUGCACACAGUCACAACCAUCACCACCAUCAGGGACUCCUAUGGAAGACAGGAGGAGUACGGGAUGAAUCGGACCAGGCUACAAGAAGUCCCACGCACCCCCUCACCAGAUCCUGAAAGCAAGAAGCCCUUUGUGUACCUGAAGGAGUACAUCAAUACCACAGAGCUGUCCUCCCAUAACGCCUCAGACUCAAUGAAUAGCUGGUCGUCCUCUUACUCCAGCUCGCCCUCUACCCUCUGCACAUACUGUGGUCAGCUGGUCACCAAUGAUGCCAUGAUCACAAUCGAGCACCUUAAUUUAAACUGCCACCCGAGCUGCUUCAAGUGCUACUCCUGCCACAAGCCGAUGGGAGACCUGGUCUUCAACAUGUUCCUGCACGGAGGCAAAGUCCACUGUGAAAUCUGCUACUCCGCAGCUCUCGAUUGAUCGCAGCGGCCUUUACCAUUUGCAUUUGAAGUGCGAAGCGGUCUCCUUCCAGCACGAGUGUGGACCGCUUUGAACGUAAGAACCAUGGAGGUUUAGGGUGACCCAAGAGACUGUAACAGUGAGCAAUAAAAAAUAAUUGCGUUUUUUUUUAAAAUUCCUUUUAUGCAAGACAGGAUUUGUAUUUGUAAACAUGUUUGUGUUCCUCUUCCUGCUGGUGUAAGCGCUACCUGUCCGUGUCAUUUAAGAAUGCGUCUGCGGUGCACUUUGUGUACACAGUGAAGCCCGAAAGUAUUCAUACUCUGCAUUAUUUAAUUUUUUGAUGAUGACAUAUUUUCAGCUGAAUAUGACACAUGGAAAUGGCCCAAAACUGUAAAUUCCAUUUUAUUUAUGUCAAAUGUUCCAAAUGCAUACAGGAGGGAAGGGGUUUAUACGACCCCAUUCCUGGGUAGAUCUCGCGUGAGAGGAAGAGAGGGAGGUUAAUCAUUUUACAAUGCGGUCUACCUGAAAAGGAUGGAAAGUGCCUCUAUAUAUACACAGCAACUGGUGCUGAGGUCAAAGUUGGAAUUGCCACAAAACACAUUUUUAAGACGCCCAAAACACUUCUGUAAAGUGGAUGUUUUGUCACGUUUCAUGUGUCAGGUAAAUUGCCACGUAUGAAUCCCCUUCCUACUGUUGUUGAUUAGAAUGUUUUUUCAUCAGCCUCUAAGGCAAAGGUCCCCAAACUAUGGCCCGGUGGCCGGAUCUGGCCAAUUUUAUUAUUUUUUUUAAAUCUGUCCUUUCUAAUCCAUUUUCUACUGUUUGUUACUCUCGGAGUCUCCUAGCCGCUCAGGCUAAUAAUAUUGUCUAAAAAUGCGUUUUCCCAUCGAUAACGUGACUUCAUCGCGCU
Entelurus aequoreus (snake pipefish) is the source of this 4830-nucleotide messenger RNA. It is a transcript of the gene znf185, whose product is annotated as zinc finger protein 185 with LIM domain. Bases 186 to 3944 code for a protein of 1252 amino acids. The transcript has 55 exons. Lineage: Eukaryota; Metazoa; Chordata; Actinopteri; Syngnathiformes; Syngnathidae. The record is from RefSeq and is a predicted model, not a curated record.